This is a messenger RNA of Corvus hawaiiensis (hawaiian crow), 8369 nucleotides long. RefSeq names its product regulatory factor X5 (gene RFX5). The coding region runs from base 393 to 8354 and encodes 2653 amino acids. Gene Ontology annotation, biological process: regulation of transcription by RNA polymerase II. The record is from RefSeq and is a predicted model, not a curated record. Gene Ontology annotation, molecular function: RNA polymerase II cis-regulatory region sequence-specific DNA binding; DNA-binding transcription factor activity, RNA polymerase II-specific. The transcript has 10 exons. Lineage: Eukaryota; Metazoa; Chordata; Aves; Passeriformes; Corvidae.
CGUUGCACACUCGCACCCACGUGACCGCCCUCCCCCGCCCGUUUGCACACUCACCGCACACCCGUCUCCCCUCGCGCCGCCCGCCCCAGCCAAUCAGAUCGCUGUUGCCAGGCAGAUUUCAGCCCCUCCCGCCCCGCCGCAUCCGGGCGCUCACCCCCGGCCGGGGGGGGGCGGGGGGCGGGCUCAGCCAAUCACGACCGCGGGCGCGGCCGUAUCCGGGCAGACCAGCGGCGCCGCAGCCAAUCAGAAAAAAGAAGGGGCCGCGCGGGGCGAGCGCGGGGCGCGUCCACUUUCGGUUCGCGCGGGGGGCGCGGGGCACGUGGCGGGACCCCUCCCCUCCCCCCCCCUCCGGGACCCCCCGAGCAGGACGGGACCAGCAGGCCACAGCUGCCAUGGCUGACGAGGAGCUGGGUGCCCGAGGUGGCAGGAAGGGCACUUUGUCGCCCGGCAGUGCCCGGGGCAGUGCCACCGAGUCCAGCACGCUGCUCCAGGAGCUCCGGGGCAACAUCUCCAAAUCCGUGCAGAGCAAGGUGGACUCCAUCCUGCAAGAUGUGCAGAAGUUCUCGGACAGCGACAAACUCUACCUGUACUUGCAGCUGCCCUCGGGGCCCAGCCUGGGCGAGAAGAGCAGCAGCUCCCUGGAGCUGAGCUCGCUGGGCACGGCCGAGCACAUGCACGCCUGCAGCUGGAUCCGCAACCACCUGGAGGAGCACACGGACACCUGCCUGCCCAAGCAGGACGUCUACGACGCCUACAAGCGCUACUGCGACAACCUCGGCUGCCGCCCGCUGAGCACGGCCAAUUUCGGGAAGAUCAUCCGGGAAAUCUUCCCAAAUAUCAAAGCGCGGCGCCUGGGAGGCCGAGGACAAUCCAAGUACUGCUACGGUGGGAUCCGGAGGAAGACCGUGGUCAGCCUUCCUCCCCUGCCCAGCCUGGACCUCAAAGUGACCGAGACCCAGUCGGAGCUGGCCGAGCUGGUGCAGUCCUACAGCAGCGAGGUGAUGGAGGCCGCCUGUGCCCUGACCUGCGACUGGGCCGAGAAGAUCCUCAAGCGCUCCUUCAACAACAUCGUGGAGGUGGCGCAGUUCCUGCUGCAGCAGCACAUCAUCAGCUCCCGCUCCGCCCACGCCGACCUCGUCAUGGCCAUGGUGGUCUCAGAAAACACGGACAAGCCCCCCCAGGACACUCGGCCACCCUCAGCCCCCAAGAAGAACGGCCUGGACCCCUCGGACAGCAGUGACCGGAGCCAGGAGCAGGCCAAGAAGGACGCUGUCCCCAAAGCCAAUGUCCAGCCGCGGCCGGAGAAGAAGAAGCCCCCGGAGCCUCCCCGGCCGGCCAGCAGCCCCCAGGUGAACGCCCUGGUCGCCCGCCUGCCUCUGCUGCUGCCCCGCAUCCCCCCCUCGGAGCGACCCCCGGCCCCCGGCGCCACCCCCGUGCGCUCGUCCCCUCCGGUGCUGGUGCCCAAACUGACCGCGGCGCCGCUGGGCGGCACGGUCAAGGUGGCUCUGCCCCUGCCCGUGGGCACCGCGCUGGCCCCGGGCGCCGCCGGCCCCGCGGGGCUGCUGAGUCCCCCCGCGGCCAUCCCCGUGCUCAACGUGCUGCUGCCCGGCGUGGGGGUCCCCGCGGCCGAGACCCCCGGCAGCGCCCGGGCGGGAGGGGACAGCGAGGGACAGCGCGCCAAGGCCACCAAGCGGCCCCUGGAGGGAGGAGGGGACGGGGCCGCGCACAAGAGGCGGCGAGGGAGGCCCCGGAAGAGGCCGGAGGACGCGGCGGGGUCACCCGAGGACGGGGAUGUCCCCAAGGGGGACGAGGGCGGGGAGUCGCCCCCACGGGGGUCUCCUGCUGGGGGGUCGCCCGGGGGUGGCAGUGCCACUGUGCCGGGUGGGGACAGGGGGGUUGCUGGCAGUGCUGCUGAGGGUGGUGGGGACAGGAUGGAGGUGGACAGUGACACGGUGGCUGGUGGGGACAGGAUGGACGUUGACAGUGACACGGUGGCUGGUGGGGACGGCCCUGUCAGUGGUAGUGCUACUGUCCCCAUUAGGGACAGCAUGGUCAAUGGCAGUGCCACUGUCCCCCCGAGGGACAGUCCAGCUGGGGACAGUGCCACCAUCCCCAUUAGGGACAGCACGGUCAAUGACGGUGCCACCCUCCCUGUUAGGGACAGCACGGUCAAUGACGGUGCCACCGUCCCCGUUAGGGACAGCACAGUCAAUGACAGUGCCACCGUCCCCAUUAGGGACAGCACAGUCAAUGACGGUGCCACCCUCCCCGUUAGGGACAGUCCGGUCAAUGACGGUGCCACCGUCCCCGUUAGGGACAGCACAGUCAAUGACGGUGCCACCAUCCCUGUUAGGGACAGUCUGGUCAGUGGCAGUGCCACCGUUCCCCCGAGGGACAGCACAGUCAAUGACAGUGCCACCCUCCCCAUUAGGGACAGCACGGUCAAUGACGGUGCCACUGUCCUCCCGAGGGACAGCCCAGCUGGGGACAGUGCCACCAUCUCCCUUAGGGACAGCACAGUCAAUGACAGUGCCACCCUCCCCGUUAGGGACAGCACGGUCAAUGACGGUGCCGCUGUCCCCCUUAGGGACAGCCCAGCUGGGGACAGUGCCACCGUCCCUGUUAGGGACAGCACGGUCAGUGACGGUGCCACUGUCCCCCUUAGGGACAGCACGGUCAAUGACGGUGCCACCAUCCCCGUUAGGGACAGCCCGGUCAGUGGCAGUGCCACCAUCUCCCACAGGGACAGCCUGGUCAAUGACGGUGCCACCAUCCCCCACAGGGACAGCCCAGCUGGGGACAGUGCCACCAUUCCCCCGAUGGACAGCACGGUCAGUGACGGUGCCACCAUUCCCCCGAGGGACAGCACGGUCAAUGACAGUGCCACCGUCCCCAUUAGGGACAGCCCGGUCAGUGGCAGUGCCACCAUCUCCCACAGGGACAGCCCAGCUGGGGACAGUGCCACCAUUCCCCCGAGGGACAGCACGGUCAGUGAUGGUGCCACCAUUCCCCCGAGGGACAGCACGGUCAAUGACAGUGCCACCGUCCCCAUUAGGGACAGCCCGGUCAGUGGCAGUGCCACCAUCUCCCACAGGGACAGCCCAGCUGGGGACAGUGCCACCAUUCCCCCGAGGGACAGCACAGUCAAUGACAGUGCCACCAUCCCCAUUAGGGACAGUCCGGUCAAUGAUGGUGCCACUGUCCCCCUGAGGGACAGCCCGGCUGCGGAAAGUGCCACUGUCCCCAUUAGGGACAGCCUGGUCAAUGACAGUGCCACCGUUCCCCCGAGGGACAGCACGGUCAGUGACGGUGCCACUGUCCCCAUUAGGGACAGCACAGUCAAUGACGAUGCCACCAUCCCCCUUAGGGACAGCCCGGCUGGGGACAGUGCCACCAUUCCCCCGAUGGACAGCACGGUCAGUGACGGUGCCACUGUCCCCCCGAGGGACAGCCCAGCUGGGGACAGUGCCACCAUCUCCCUUAGGGACAGCACAGUCAAUGACAGUGCCACCCUCCCCGUUAGGGACAGCACGGUCAAUGACGGUGCCACCGUCCCCUGUAGGGACAGCCUGGUCAGUGGCAGUGCCACCAUCCCCAGUGGUGGCUCUCCAGGUGCUGGCAGUGCCAGUGUCCCUGUCAGGGACAAGCCGGUCACUGUCAGUGCCACCAUCCCUGUGACGGACAAGCCAGACAUUGGCAGUGCCACCAUCGCUGUCAAGGACGGCUCAUCCCGGGGCAGUGACACUGGGGACAGGCCGGUCACUGGCAGUGCCACCGCUGGGGACAGGCCCAUCACUGGCAGUGCCACCAUCAAGGAAAGCUCACCCAGGGCCAGUGUCAUCGAGGACAGGUCCAUCACUGGCAGUGCCACUGUCCCUGUCAGGGACGGCCCCUCCAGGGGCAGUGGCACCACGGGGGACAGGCCGGUCACCAGGAGUGCCACUGGCCCUGUCAGGGACAGCCGAGCUGGUGGCAGUGCCACUGUCCCAGUCAAGGACAACUCACCCAGGGCCAGUGGCACGGGGGACAGGCCGGUCCCUGGCAGUGCCACUGUCCCUGUUAAGGACAGCCCCUCCAGGGGCAGUGGCACCUCUGGGGACAGGCCGGUCACCAGGAGUGCCACCAUUCCCAGCAGGGAGAGCCCGGCUGGUGGCAGUGGCAGUGCCCCGGUCAGGGACAGUCAAUCCAGGGGCAGUGCCACCACUGGGGACAGGCCUGUCACUGGCAGUGCCACCAUCCCUGUCAAGGACAAGCUGGUCACUGGCAGUGCCACUGUCCCUGGUAAGGACAGUCCCUCCAGGGCCAGUGGCACCACUGGGGACAGGCCGGUCACUAGGAGUGCCACUGUCCCCACGGCUGGCGGCAGUGGCACCGUCCCCAUCAAGGACAGUCCAGCCAGGGGCAGUGGCACUGCAGACAGGCCGGUCAGGGGCAGUGGCACCAUCAGGGACAGCCUGGCUGGUGGCAGUGCCACUGUCCCCAUCAAGGACAGUCCAGCCAGGGGCAGUGCCACUGUCCCUAUUAAGGACAGCUCAUCCCGGGGCAGUGGCACUGGGGACAGGCCGGUCACUAGGAGUGCUGGUGGCAGUGGCACUGUCCCUGUCAAGGACAGCCCAUCCCGGGGCAGUGCCACCACUGGGGACAGGCCAGUCAGUGGUGCCACCAUCCCUGUCAAGGACAGCUCAUCCCGGGGCACUGCCACUGUCCCUGUCAAGGAUAGCUCACCCAGGGGAAGUGGCACUGGGGACAGGCCGGUCACUGGCAGUGCCACUGUCCCUGUCAGGGACGGCCCCUCCAGAGCCACUGGGGACAGACCAAUCACUAGGAGUGCCACUGUCCCCACAGCUGGCAGCAGUGGCACCGUCCCUGUCAAGGACAGUCCAGCCAGGGGCAGUGGCACCAUUGGGGACAGGCCGGUCACCAGGAGUGCCACUGGCCCUGUCAGGGACAGCCGAGCUGGUGGCAGUGCCACUGUCCCAGUCAGGGACAAGCUGGUGAGUGGCACUGCCACUGUCCCUGUCAAGGACAGCUCAUCCCGGGGCAGUGGCACUGGGGACAGGCCGGUCACUGGCAGUGCCACUGUCCCUGUCAGGGACGGCCCCUCCAGGGCCAGUGGCACCUCUGGGGACAGGCCGGUCACCAGGAGUGCCACUGUCCCCAUCAGGGCCAGCCCGGCUGGUGGCAGUGGCACUGUCCCAGUCAGGGACAAGCCAGUCACUGGCAGUGCCACCAUCCCUGUUAAGGACAGCACAGCCAGGGGCAGUGGCACCAGUGGGGACAGGCCGGUCACCAGGAGUGCCACUGGCCCUGUCAGGGACAGCCCAGCUGGUGGCAGUGGCACUGUCUCCAUUAAGGACAGCUCAUCAAGGGGCAGUGCCACUGCCCCUGUCAGGGACAAGACAGUCCCUGGCAGUGCCACCAUCCCUGUUAAGGACAGCGCAGCCGGGGACAGUGCCACUGUCCCUAGUAAGGACAGCUCACCCAGGGCCAGUGGCACUGGGGACAGGCCGGUCACUGGCAGUGCCACUGUCCCUGUUAAGGACAGCGCAGCCAGGAGCAGUGCCACCACUGGGGACAGGCUGGUCAGGGGCAGUGGCAGUGUCCCCAUCAGGGACAGGUCACCUAGGACCAGUGCCAGUGGGGACAGGCCAGUCAGGAGCAGUGCCACCACUGGGGACAGGCCAGGCAGGAGCAGUGCCACUGUCCCUGUGAGGGACAGCCCAGCUAGAGACAGUGCCAGCACUGGGGACAGGCCGGGCAGGAGCGGUGCCACCGUCCCUGUCAGGGACAGCUCACCCAGGGCCCCUGCCACUGGGGACAGGCCAGGCAGGGGCAGUGGCACCGUCCCCAUCAGGGACAGGUCACCCAGAGACAGUGGCACUGGGGACAGGCCAGGCAGGGACAGUGCCACCGCUGGGGACAGGCUGGGCAGGGGCAGUGGCACCAGUGGGGACAGGCUGGGCAGGGGCAGUGGCACCGUCCCCAUCAGGGACAGGUCACCCAGAGACAGUGGCAGUGGCGACAGGCCAGGCAGGGACAGUGCCACCGCUGGGGACAGGCCAGGCAGGGGCAGUGGCACCGUCCCCAUCAGGGACAGGUCACCCAGAGACAGUGGCAGUGGGGACAGGCUGGGCAGAGGCAGUGGCACCACUGGGGACAGGCCGGGCAGGGGCAGUGGCACCGUCCCCGUCAGGGACAGGUCACCCAGAGACAGUGGCACUACUGACGACAGGCUGGGCAGGGGCAGUGGCACCAUCAGGGACAGGCCGGGCAGGGGCAGUGGCACCGUCCCCAUCAAGGACAGCUCAGCUGGUGGCAGUGCCGCUGUCCCUAUGAAGGACAGGUCACCCAGGGCCAGUGCCAGUGGGGACAGGCCGGUCAGGGACAGUGCCACCGCUGGGGACAGGCCAGUCCCUGGCAGUGCCACCGUCCCUGUUAAGGACAGCCCAUCCAGGGGCAGUGCCACCGCUGGGGACAGGCUGGUCAGGGGUAGUGCCACCGUCCCCAUCAGGGACAGCUCAUCCAGGAGCAGUGCCACCACUGGGGACAGGCUGGGAGGGAGCAGUGCCACCGUCCCUGUCAGGGACAGCUCAUCCAGGAGCAGUGCCACCGCUGGGGACAGGCCGGGCAGGGCCAGUGCCACCGUCCCUGUCAGGGACAGCUCACCAAGGGCCAGUGGCAGUGGGGACAGGCCGGGCAGGAGCGGUGCCACCAUCCCUGUCAGGGACAGGUCACCCAGGGCCAGUGGCACUGUCCCCAUCAGGGACAGGUCACCCAGGGCCAGUGGCAGUGGGGACAGGCCGGGCAGGAGCAGUGCCACUGUCCCUGUCAGGGACAGCCCAGCUGGGGGCAGUGGCACUGUCCCCAUUAGGGACCGCCCGUCCAGGGGCAGUGGCACUGCCCCCGUUGAGGACAGACCGGUCAGGGGCAGUGGCACUGUCCCCAUUAGGGACAGCCUGUCCAGGGGCAGUGGCAUUGCCCCCGUUGAGGACAGACCGGUCAGGGGCAGUGGCACUGUCAGGGACAUGCCAGUCUCUGGCAGUGCCACCAUCCCUGGCAGGGACAGCUCAGCUGGGGGCAGUGCCACUGUCAGGGACAGGCCGGUCACUGGCACUGCCACCGUCCCUGUUGAGGACAGGCCGGUCAGUGGUGGUGGCACCAUCGGGGACAGGCUGGUCACUCCCAGUGGCACCACUGAGGACAGGCUGGUCACCGACAGUGGCACCGUCCCUGCCAGAGACUGCCCCUCCAGGGACAGUGGCACUUUUGGGGACAGGCCGGUCACUGGGAGUGCCACUGUCCCCGUCAGGGACAGCCUAUCCAGGGGCACUGCCACCAUCGUGGACACGUCAGUCACUGGCAGUGCCACCGUCCCCAUCAGGGACAGCCCCUUCUGGGGCAGUGGCAUCAUUGGGGACAGCCUGGUUGCGGGCAGUGCCACCAUCCCCGUCAGGGACUGCCCAUCCAGGGGCACUGCCACCAUCGUGGACGCGCUGGUCACUCUCAGUGGCACCGUGAUGGACAGGCGGAUCCUGGGCAGUGUCACCGUUCCCGUCAGGGACAGCCCGUCCCUGAGCACUGCCACCAUCGUGGACACGCCCGUCUUUGUCAGUGCCACCGUCCUGGUUGGGGACAGCAUCCCCAGGGUCACUGCCACCAUCAUGGACUCGGCGGUGCCCGGCAGAGCCAUCCUCCCCUUCGGGGACAUGCUGGCAUGUGGCAGUGCCACCAUCUCUGACAGGGACUGGCCAGGCAGGGACAGUGCCACCGUCCCCAUCAGAGUGUGCCCAUCCAGGGACAGUGCCACCGUCUCUGACAGGGACUGGCCAGGCAGGGACAGUGCCACCAUCCCCUUCAGGGACUGCCCAUCCAGGGGCAGUGCCACCGUCCCUGUUGGGGACAGGUCGGUCGGUGGCAGUCCCACCAUCCCUGUCAGGGAGUGUCCAUCCAGGGGCAGUGCCACCCUUGGGGACAGGAUGAGCAGUGGCAGUCCCCCCAUCGUGGACACACCUAUCAGUGGCAGUGCCACCAUCCCUGUCAGGGACUGCCCAUCCCGGGCCAGUGCCACCACGGGGGACAGGCCUGGCAGUGGCAGCACUGGGGACAGGCCUGGCAGUGGCAGUGCCACCGUGCCCGUCAGGGAUAGCCCCUCCAGGCCCAUCACGCCCGCCCGCGUCAGCGUCAUCAGGGAUGGCAGGACGGGCACCACGGUGACACCGGAGGCCCUGGCACAGCGGGGCCACAGCAAGGCCGGGUCCCCCCUUGGGGACCCGCAGGGACAGCCCCGCUCCGGACACCGCGAGGGACACACGAGAGCGGGGACAGGGAUGGGGUCCCAUGCGUCGCACCAGUAAAAACCAGUCACUCCA